Molecule: messenger RNA, 3771 nt
Organism: Plasmodium vinckei vinckei
Lineage: Eukaryota; Apicomplexa; Aconoidasida; Haemosporida; Plasmodiidae
Product: transcription factor with AP2 domain(s), putative
Exons: 1
Coding region: 1-3771 (1256 amino acids)
Biological process (GO): regulation of DNA-templated transcription
Molecular function (GO): DNA-binding transcription factor activity
Source: RefSeq, a predicted model, not a curated record
AUGAUAAAUACAUCAGGUAGAUUCAAAAAUUUAUGUUUGAAUAUAAUUAGUAAUAUAAAAAAUAAUCCAACAGAGGACGCAAAUAAAACAUCUGAACAUGAUGAAAAUAUUAAUACAUCAACUAAUGAAACUAGUGAUCAAAAAGAUGACAUAAAAAAUGAUAUAUUAAAACAAGAUCAGGAUAAUAAAAGUGAUAAAGAAUUAGAACAAAAUGAUGAACUACCCCAAGAUUUAGAUAGCCAAUUAAACUUUACACAACAUGCUACUAGUGAAACAAAUCUAGACAAUUAUACAAAUAAAAAUGAUACAGACACGAAAGUGGAUCUAAGUCAGAUUAAUAAUCAUAACUUCCUUCAUAGUGAAAAUAAAAUAAAUGAAAAAUACGAAGAACAUAUAAAAAGCCCUGAUAAUAUAGAAAAAAAUAAUAAUACAUAUAAUGAAACAAAUUAUAUUUUAGAAAAUGAUUCUAAAGAAUUAUAUCAAGAAUCUCUAAAAAGAAAUAAUGAAUAUUUCAAUACUACAAUGAAGGAAGAAUGUAACAAUAUAACUACCGAUUUAAACUCCCAAUUUAAUGAUGGCAUAAAUGAUAGUUCAAAAAAAUUUGAAGAAAAUAAUAAUAAAGCAAUAUCUUAUUAUAAUACUACAUCAGAUUUAAGUACAUGCAAUAAUGAAAAAAAUAUAAAAAAUGAUUAUGAAGAAAAACUUGGGGAUUCAUGUCGAUUUUUUAUUUAUACAUCAAAUCCAUAUAAUCAUGAUAUUCGAAUGAUAAAAGAAAAUUGUUUAACUAUAUAUCAACUAUUAUUUACUGAGAAAACAAAAUGGUGUUCUAUUUAUAUAUGUACAGAUAAUGGACCCAUGUCAAAUUUUAAUUAUCAUUUAUAUAAAAUAUUAUGUAGUAAAGAUGAUAUAUAUAUGUACUUUUUUUUGUUAAAAAAAUUUAUAUUUUCUUGUUAUAUAUAUUUUAAUUUAAUUAGUAUUAAAAUAUUUUCCUCCUUAUCAAUUUUUUCGUAUAAAAAUAAAAGUUCAAGUCGUUCUACAGAUUCUCAAAAUUAUCUGAGUUUCAAUAGUUUUCCAGAAAUCCCAAAUUCUGAACAACCCUCAAAUAAGACAAGUGAUAAUAUAAGUUUAAGAAAAGGGGAAGAUGAGAAAAAAAAAAGAAAACAAAAAAAUGAUACAUCAAAUAAUUUAGAAAAUAAAAAACAAAAAUUAAAUAAUGGCACAAAUGAUGAACAUAUAAAAUGUUUUAGUAAAAAUUUAGAAAAUGUUCAUAAUAAAGAAUAUGAUUCUUUUUUGUCAAGCUAUAAAAAUAAUAAUGAUUUAGAUAAUACUGAAAAUGAAUAUAAAAAUAUGUUUUCGUUUAACAAUGGCUUAGAUUAUAAUAAUAAUUUAAAUAAUUUAUUAAAUCCUGAUAAUAUACAAAAUAAUAAUUAUUUAUAUAAUGGAUUUUGUAAAAAUGAAGAAUCUCAAUUUUUCAAUUUUUUAUAUAAUCCAUAUAAACAUAUAUAUGAAAAUAAAUCUAACACAUGUUCAACUUAUUUUAAUUUUUUUGAUAAAGAUAAAACAGAUAUUAAAAAAAAGCUACAGUUAUUUAUUAAUACACAUUCACCUACUAUGAUAAAUAUAACAAAAAAAUGGAAUUCAUUUUAUUUAAAUAAAAAUAAAAUAACAUCAUUUGUGGAAAAAUAUAAAGAUACUAAUUUUUUUCCUUGUGAUAAUUUUAAAAAAGAAAUAACAGAAAAAUUUAUAAAUAGUUUUGUCGAAACAUUUUGUUUAAUGAUUACUAAAAAUGACGAUAAAGAACAUACUGAAGAAAAUUAUGUUACUCCAACUGAAACUAAUAAUGAAAAUGUACAAAGCCAAGACCAGUUUAAUGCUGGAAGCGAUGAAAAUUCAAACAAAGAAUUGAUAGCAAAUAAAAAUGACUCCAAUUCGAGCAGUAAUAUUGAAAGCCCCCAAGUUGAUAACACAGCCAAUGCCGAAGGUGGCGAAGAUGGAAAAAAUGCCGAGAAUGGCAAAACUGAAACAGAAGAAGAGUUGUUAGCAGAAAAGGAUGACAAUAAGGAGGUGAGUUGCCGAAAUAGUGACGAUUGUCGAGGUACUGAUUCAAUAUGUCCAGAAAAUGGAUCAAAACAAUGGGAUAUACUUGAUAGCAGUAAAAAUUUUGAUAGUAGUUGUGCAAUUAGUACAAACUACGUUGAAAGUAAUGGACUUAUGGAUAGUAACAACCAUAUUUUAGGAACCGAUAAAAAUGAUGAGGAUAUGAAUACAAAGGCUUUUGAAAUAUCAGGAGAAAGUAAUGAAAGUUGUAAUAAAAAUGAUAUAAAAAAAGAAGAAUAUAAUUUAUCUGAAGAAAAUGAUGAAAAAGAAAUAAAGAAAGAAAAAUAUGUUUUGAAGGAAGAUAAAAAUAAUCCUAAAUUAGAUGAUCAUUUAAAAACAAAUCAAAGUUUACCAAAUAAUAUAAUAAUAAAUAAUUUAAAUAUAUUAAUGAUAGAUUUAAAUGAAUUAUAUUAUUAUCUUGAAAAUAAAAAAGGGAAAUUGAUAAAACCCGGAUGGGAUAAUAAUGGUGGUUUAGAAAAUAUUGAGUAUUCCACCAAUUUCGAUAAAAAUAAGUAUAACGGUAUAAAUAAUAAUAAUGAAAAUGAACUAGUUUUAAAUAGUGAUAUUUUAGGAAAUCCAAAAUCCAAUUCUCUAUUUUUUGAUGGAGAAAAAAAUGAAGAUGAUGAUGAAAAUGAAACAAGAGUAAUAGAUGAUGUGUAUUAUUUAGAUUCAAAUAAAAAUGAGGAUGAACAUUAUAAUUUAGAAGUGUCAUCUGUUGAUUUAACAAAAUGUUGUUCUGUAUGUUCAGGAGCACAAUAUGAUAACUUUGAAACGAGUAGUAAUCAUUGUAAUGAUGAUAAUAAUAAAAUUGAAGUAUUUAUAAAAGAAAGUGAUUUUUUUUGUAAUUGCAACAAUAUUGUAAGUACUUCACAAAAUUUUAAUCCAAAUUAUAAAUUAUGUUUUAAUAAUGAUGUUAAAUCAGAAGAAUAUUAUAUGCUAAAAAAAAAUGAUAUUGAGCAAAUGAAUAGAAUGCUUGGUGAAAUAUUAUAUAUGAACAAUUCAGAAACCGAAGGAAUGAGAUCUAGAAAUGAAAUGGAUGGAACGGAUAUGGGAGGUUACGGAGGGGAUGCUAAAAGAGGGGGAAAAUAUUACAUAAAAACUAAUAAAGGUAUAGGUAAAGAUAAAAAUAAAAUAUGGUCUGAAAAUAAUUAUGAUGAUACAUAUAAUAAUAAAGAUGGUGAUCAUAAUAAACCAACAUUAACAAGUAGAGAAUUGCGAAAUUUAAGACGAAACAAAUUAUUAAAUAAUAAAGAAAUGGAACAAAAAAAUAAAUCAGCAAAACAAAAUUAUGGAUCAAAUUAUGAUAUAAAAUCUUCAAGAGUUAAAAAAUUAGAAAAAUUUACAAGUCUAGAUCAAGAAGAAUUAAGAGAAGUUUUUGGACCUACUGGAGUAUCAGGAGUUUAUUUUGAAAAAAGCCGAAGUAGUUGGACUGCUCAAUAUAAAGUCAGUGGUGGAAAAAGAAGAGCAAAAAGAUUUCUAGUUACAAAAAAUAUGACAUAUGAAGAAAUCGAAAAUGUUAAACAACAAUGUAUAGCAUAUAGAAAACAAAUGGAAAAAGAAUAUUCCAAAGAAUUUCUAAAUGAAGAAAAAAAAAAAUUAGCUAAUAAUAAUAUUAAUCCCUCUGGAAAAAAAUCGAAAAAAAAAAGAAAAAUAAAAAAUUUUUAUGAUUGUUAA